ACACAAACGCACACACACGAACACCCCGUCUCCCACCUUUGCAGGGAAUCGGACAAUCAUGCCUCCCCGCACCCUCCAGCUGGCACCCACGUAGGCCUACCCAAUUUUCCUCUCUUUGGGGCCGAUUAUGGCACUGACAGACCGCGAAACCUCCGGGAAAUGGAUAGGAUGGCUCAUUGAAGAUGGUUCAGAGGCAGUCAUACCAACAUCGGCGGGGCUCCCAGCAAGGACACACUAAUCUCUGGCAUUGCAUUUACAGUAUUUGGCGAAGAGGCAAAAUGAGGAUGGCUCUGUCAAGACGAAGAUGCUCAUGUGUGUGGGGGUGGUUGCUCAGCCUCUUGGCCUUUUUGUAUUUUUCUGGCCUGUACCAGUACUUUCUAGCAUGGUCAUAUUCCAAGCACUACACACACUGGGGCCCGCUGCUCCCCCUUGAUCCUAUCAUGGAGAAGAUGAGAGCGGGAGAAGAGGUAGCUCAGAAACCAGUCAAUGAGUUCACCCACACAUAUAUCCAUUCCAGUACAGAGAAGUGCGAAACCCAGGAUUCCAUUAGGCUGAUGUACGUUGUAAAGUCGGCAGUCCAAAACUUUGAGAAGAGGAAAGGGAUUCGAAACUCGUGGGGAUUUGAAGGCAGGUUCUCUGACGUGGAAAUUAGAACUGUUUUUCUCCUGGGAACAAGACCAAAUGAGCCCCAACUGCAGGAGAGAGUUGAUAAAGAAGCAGAGGAAUACAAGGACAUCAUACAAGCUGAUUUUAUUGACUCCUAUUAUAACAACACCUUAAAAGCAAUGAUGGGGAUACAUUGGACAUACCAGCAUUGCCAGUACGUGAAAUAUUUUUUGUUUGUUGAUGAUGACUACUAUGUUUCAACGAGAAACAUGCUUCGUUUUCUCCGUGAUCCAGCAAACUACCCACAGUAUUUGGAGAAAUAUGUGGUAUCUGCAGUAAAUGAGUAUAAAGAUUUCUUGUAUGCAGGUUAUGUUUUCAACAAUUCUCUUCCCAUUAGGUGGAUUUUCAACAAGUGGUAUGUCUCAUUAGAGGAGUACCCUUAUUCACACUGGCCACCAUAUAUUACAGCAGGUGCAUAUGUGCUAUCCAGGAAGAGUUUGGAGUAUCUUUACAUUGGUAGUAUAUACACAAACUACUUCCGUUUUGACGACAUAUUCCUGGGAAUGGCUGCCAAGAAGGCUGGACUCUCACCCUUCCACCAUAAUGAGUUUUAUUUUGAUAGGAAGACAUAUAGCAAAGAGAACUACAAGUGGGUCAUUGCCUCACAUGGAUUUGAUCAUCCUGGGGAGCUGAUAAAUGUGUGGAGUGAACAGAGAUCAGCUGGCAAUACAUAAAUAGAAUCUAUGAUCUCCAUUUGCACAAGUUAUGUCUUUGCAUACCUCAGUUACAUUACAGUUCUGUAAAGUUUGUACAUUUUACUUAUCAAGACCUUUUGUUUAUUCCCUUUUCAGCAUUUUUUUGUAGCAUUAUGUUUAAUAGAAAUAUUAACCAUUUAAAAGGUGCAGAAAUGUUUCCCAGUUCUGUAUUGAUUCUCAGAUUGUUUUCACGUUCUGUUCUGAUAUUUCUUUAAUUGCUGAAUAGGUAGUACAAAGUCCAUGAUGUAUAUAGUGCAAUUAUGAAUUACUGGAUAUGACAUAUCCAUUUUUUAUGUUUGUUUUUCUUUAUAAAUUGCAUUUGAUUGUAUGUAUAAGGCAUUGAUUUUUAAGAGAUUUACUAUCACUGAUUUUGAUUUCUCCAUUUAUGCAAUCCUUUUUAGUAUUUACAGAUGAGUAAAGCUAAAAGGAGAGAUGUACGUUGUAGGUUGCAAUUGAACAUUGGCAAUAGAAAAAUAUUUAUUCAUGACUUUGACUUUAUUUUCACUUUCUUAUUCAUGUUGAAAUCAGUGGUUCUUAUUCUGGGUGUGUGUGCCUUUCAAGGGGUUGGUAUGAACUUACAGGAGAAGAAUAGGAAUUUCUCCGUCUACUUUAGAAAAUCUCUCAAUCUGUGUUGUAUUGUAUAGGAGUUUUUUUUAUACAGGAAAAUUGGCAGUGAAAAAUACUAAAAAUGCAUUUUUUUUCAGUUGUAACUUUUGAUUCAGGAGUCAUUUUUAAUCAUUAGGUUAAAGAUGUGUGCUAGAGGUGUGUAGAAAUAAACUAGAACUACAAGAAGGGACAUGGAAGUAACAAGUGUAAGAACCACUGAUGUAGAUGGUAAACUAAUUGUGGUGCUUUCAACUUCUCCUAAUUAAUAGUGUAGACAUACAGCAAAGUGUUGGUUUGCUACUACAGUCUGAUAAUACCUUUGUACUUUUUUUUUUAAUUAAAAUAAAUGACAAGAAUAUAAUGUAUUUAGUGUUAGGGUACUGCACACUGUGAAUGCUUUUAUAUAGUGGAAAAAUUUAAACAAAUGUCAAAAGUUUUCCCUUUCUAUCAAGUGCAAUACUUAUACCAAUACUACUUGGUUAUACUUGAUUGGAUUAAUGAUGAAUCAUUAAAACUGCAAUUUCCCUUUUCCAUUUGAUCAUAUAUGUUUUUUUGAUAGAAUAUGAAAUGUGUCUUCCCUUUGCUAUAUCAUAGUUAUUUUAUUGUAUUUUUCGUCUUUCAUUGACUUACUAAACUGGCAAUGUAACUGUUGUCUUAAUGUGAUGUAGCACUUCCUUAAGGUGCCAGAACUUUACAUGAAGAAAUUUCUAGUUUUUCUUGAUGUAUUAUGACAUGGGAUAUGAGGUAAUGGCUUUGCUAAUAUAGCCUGUCUAGAUAAUCUUUAAGGUAGGCAAGACAGUGAAGCUGGAAUUGAAACUCUUUUGGGAUAAAGCCCUAGAUAUGUGUUUGUUAAGCUUUCUUUAAGAGGUUAAAUACUUUGAACCUUUUUUAGCUCUUGCUUCUAAUUAAUAUGAUUAUUAUUUCACAAAUUGCAGCUACAUAAAAAGGAAAAGCAGUCUGCAAAUCUCUGCUGCAAAAUGUAUAGUGCACAUAUUAUCGAGUGAUGGAUAGGAUAUAUAUUUCUUAGAUCUUUCUAGCAAUUGCUGUAUGCUAAGUACAGUCACAAUGGCUAAGAAAAAGAGUGAUCAUUGCAGUGUUCAUAUAAUCCAUGGUUGGGUUGCAUGGACAUCAUGUCAAAUUUCUCUGUAUGUCAGAUUCUUGGCUGUAGAAGAAGAAAAGUUAGAAUAACCCCUAUGAUGUGGUAUCAAUAGAUGAAUCAGGAGGCCAUUUAUGGUUCACCUGUUUUCUAUGCCUGUGAUGCAAGAUUUGUUAAUGUCAAUAUGAAGGUUUGCAUCUGUCCAUGGAUUAUAUGAGCAUGUCAUGAAUUUCUUCCUGUUGGUAGCAGUAUGUAUCUAGCUUAUUCUGAAUAUCAGUGGUUUGUGAGUAUGCCGACAGUUAGAAAUAUGGUUUGUUGAGAUACAACCUUUUAGCAGCAGUUGUAAAGAAAGUGUCACAUUAGGAAUUGAUUUUCCUGUUCAUAAAUCAUAUUGUUGCUAGAAAUGUGAAUAGAUGAAGAUGAGUAAAAGAACAAACUUCUACAUGUAAUGUGUUUAUUCAUAAAGAAAGACCAGGGAAUGCUUAAUGAAUGUAUAGAAACCUAUUUGUCAGGUUGUUGCUACUAUGUUUAUUUCAUUUUUUUGCCAUCAUGUACUGAAUGAAUUUGCCCAACUCUUAUGAUAUAAAUUAAGAAGAGAACAGCUAGAACGUGGAAUAGCUUUGGACGGCAUAUCUGUGAUACUGACAAGAUUAAUUACUUCCAUAAUUCAGUUUAGUUGUAUAUUAAAUGGAAUUUUA
Penaeus monodon (black tiger shrimp) is the source of this 3761-nucleotide messenger RNA. Its product is annotated as beta-1,3-galactosyltransferase brn-like. Gene Ontology annotation, molecular function: UDP-glycosyltransferase activity; hexosyltransferase activity. Gene Ontology annotation, cellular component: membrane. Lineage: Eukaryota; Metazoa; Arthropoda; Malacostraca; Decapoda; Penaeidae. The record is from RefSeq and is a predicted model, not a curated record.